AUGCAACUGCUUGAUAAUGCUGUUGAUCUUCGAGGAUCUCAAGUGCUUAAUGUGAAACGGUAUCAUUCGAUUGUAUGGCAACGGCGAUGUAUGGCACUUGCAACUCUUCUUGCGUAUCUAGCAAUAAUUAUAUUUGUAAUUUCACUGCUCACACCAAAUUGGACCAUAAUCGAUUUUACAAAUACAGACUUCGAAGAAAUACAUGUGCAGUUAGGUGUUUGGGGUGAAUGGCGAACAAAAACAAAUGGAACAAAACAAAUUGUGGAAUGGAUACCGCACUUUCCAAGGCCUCCGGAACAUGUUCUUCGACUUGCAGAUGCUGAUCUCAAGCACUUCUAUUUGGUGCAAAUGGUAUUUGGUAUUAUAUCAUUGUUACUAAUGUUUUCAACUAAUGCACUUGCAGUGUAUACAUUUUAUCAUCAUCGUUAUAUAUUUAAACGCUUGGUUGCAUGUCUUUAUGGUGUUAUUGCAAUGUGUAUUGUUGUUACAAUAGAAAUAUUAACAAACAGCAUUAGUGAAUGGAAUCGUUCUGUUGCAGAACAAGCUAAGAAUAUAGAAUGGGAUUAUUCAGUGGGUCAGACAACAGGUUUACCCACAUAUUUAGCUUGGACAUGUGUGCUUAUAUAUCUUUUCGCUGCAAUUGCAUUUGCGCUCGGAUCGCAUAAGCAUAAGGGCUCGCGAGCAGCAACUGCCGAAUUCGAGAUUGAAGAUCGACCAGUUCACAUUGGACGGUGA
Messenger RNA from Brugia malayi, 735 nucleotides. RefSeq lists its product as uncharacterized. Gene Ontology annotation, cellular component: plasma membrane. The transcript has 7 exons. The record is from RefSeq and is a predicted model, not a curated record. NCBI's taxonomy places the organism in Eukaryota, Metazoa, Nematoda, Chromadorea, Rhabditida, Onchocercidae. The coding region runs from base 1 to 735 and encodes 244 amino acids.